Messenger RNA from Gorilla gorilla gorilla (western lowland gorilla), 2422 nucleotides. RefSeq names its product testis specific serine kinase 2 (gene TSSK2). The coding region runs from base 1120 to 2196 and encodes 358 amino acids. Gene Ontology annotation, molecular function: ATP binding; tau-protein kinase activity. Gene Ontology annotation, biological process: microtubule cytoskeleton organization; protein phosphorylation; intracellular signal transduction. Gene Ontology annotation, cellular component: cytoplasm. Lineage: Eukaryota; Metazoa; Chordata; Mammalia; Primates; Hominidae. The transcript has a single exon. The record is from RefSeq and is a predicted model, not a curated record.
GAAGGGAAUUUAUUACUGUAACUGGAUACAGGGAGAAGGCUGGAGAUAAUUCCAGCAGACCAACUCAAAGUGCUACAAUUUUCUUAGUGUUUAUAUAGGUUGGGGUUAUGUGCCUACAUGCAGUACAGUAAUCAUCUAAGUCUACUGGUAACUAAUUUUGUUUCAAGGAGAAGGUCAGAGGCAAAAAAAAUGCUUGCUGAGUCCGAUUAAAAGGGGCCCAGUGCCUUCAACGCCUGUCUACUGUGGUACCAGAGUGAUUAUUUCGAUUUUAUCUCCUUUACAGCUUGGUCCAGAGAGCUGCCUUAGACUAUCCAAUCAAUCUAUUCAAACAGCUGCCUGUUCCCUUAACUUGUCUUCAGAUUUUGUCGACCCGAGAUGGGUCCUGGCACUAGGAAUGUAAAACCAUUCCUAUUAUUUUGGCUUGCUCCAGCAAAAGAGAAGCCCAUGCAAGGCUCCUGCUGACCAUGUAUCAUUUCUAGCUUUGAUGUCUGGGCACUGAUUUCCCUAGAUUUAACUAUGUGCUCAAUGGUAAGGCAGUGCUGUGGAAAUCUGUCUGUGUAACUGGGGUGCUAUGCAGGCCUGUCUGGGUGACUGUCAGGGACAACUGUCCUACCACACCAAGGACACAGCCCUGGGGGUGCUUUACUUCAUAGCCCAAAGAAGCUGCAGGAAACCCACCCUAGUGGGACAAAGACCAAUGCAGGGUCAGUCCCCACAGCCAGGUGAUGCAAACAGGCUGGAUGUGGGCCGCCUCCCCUCCGGCUUGGCUUGUGACAGGGAAACCAACGCAAGCAGCAGCAGCAGGGCCACCAGAGUCCUGUCCUGGGGACAGGCUUCCUUCCAGCGGGCAGGGAGUGGGUGCUCCUGCCAGACCAGCCUGGCUUCCACGGUUCCAGAGACCCUGUUCCCCCUCAGCCCAGUCCCCGCCCCUACUCCUUGGCUUUAUGAGUUCAUUCGCUGAAGUCACCCGGAGACAAUGCUGAGUGUUCCACCCCUGAGUCGAAGCCCAGCCCAGCGCAGCCCAGCCAGACGCCUCCGGUAGUGUAAAUGAGGACAAUGCCUGCUGGCCCACGUGACGGGGGGAUGUAGACGGCAGCAGCGCCAGUCGCUCCUGGCACCAUGGACGAUGCCACAGUCCUAAGGAAGAAGGGUUACAUCGUAGGCAUCAAUCUUGGCAAGGGUUCCUACGCAAAAGUCAAAUCUGCCUACUCUGAGCGCCUCAAGUUCAAUGUGGCUGUCAAGAUCAUCGACCGCAAGAAAACACCUACUGACUUUGUGGAGAGAUUCCUUCCUCGGGAGAUGGACAUCCUGGCAACUGUCAACCACGGCUCCAUCAUCAAGACUUACGAGAUCUUUGAGACCUCUGACGGACGGAUCUACAUCAUCAUGGAGCUUGGCGUCCAGGGCGACCUCCUCGAGUUCAUCAAGUGCCGGGGAGCCCUGCAUGAGGACGUGGCACGCAAGAUGUUCCGACAGCUCUCCUCCGCCGUCAAGUACUGCCACGACCUGGACAUCGUCCACCGGGACCUCAAGUGCGAGAACCUUCUCCUCGACAAGGACUUCAACAUCAAGCUGUCUGACUUUGGCUUCUCCAAGCGCUGCCUGCGGGACAGCAAUGGGCACAUCAUCCUCAGCAAGACCUUCUGCGGGUCGGCAGCAUAUGCAGCCCCCGAGGUGCUGCAGAGCAUCCCCUACCAGCCCAAGGUGUAUGACAUCUGGAGCCUGGGCGUGAUCCUGUACAUCAUGGUCUGUGGCUCCAUGCCCUAUGACGACUCCGACAUCAGGAAGAUGCUGCGUAUCCAGAAGGAGCACCGUGUGGACUUCCCGCGCUCCAAGAACCUGACCUGCGAGUGCAAGGACCUCAUCUACCGCAUGCUGCAGCCCGACGUCAGCCAGCGGCUCCACAUCGAUGAGAUCCUCAGCCACUCGUGGCUGCAGCCCCCCAAGCCCAAAGCCAUGUCUUCUGCCUCCUUCAAGAGGGAGGGGGAGGGCAAGUACCGCGCUGAGUGCAAACUGGACACCAAGACAGGCUUGAGGCCCGACCACCGGCCCGACCACAAGCUUGGAGCCAAAACCCAGCACCGGCUGCUGGUGGUGCCCGAGAACGAGAACAGGAUGGAGGACAGGCUGGCCGAGACCUCCAGGGCCAAAGACCAUCACACCUCCGGAGCUGAGGUGGGGAAAGCAAGCACCUAGCAUGACAAUGGCCCCGUUGUGUGUGGUGGGGGUCGGGGUUGGGGGGCAUGGUGCAGUCGGCCUUCACGUAAACUAAGUAGGCAGGUAGGAUCUGAAGAAGGCACAGGUGCAAGUAAAAUUCAUCAAUUAAACCACUAUUUUGAUUACGUUCCAUUAGCUUUCUUCCACUUAGUAGCAAAGACGUUCCUUACUGACCACCAAAUAAACCACAGGGUGUGUGCAAGCA